AUGAAGGAUUUCCCAUCAUGUUUUGGUGAAAGUGGAGUUCAAGUUGCAGACUCAUCACCACCAACCACAACUAGAGCUCAAAAUCAAGUAGCCUGCAUCUACCAAUACACCUCCCAAUCCUUCUCUGGCUUCAUCACAGUCACAUGGAUGAAGAAUCUCAUGGUCCAGGCACUGAGCAUCGCCAUCGAGAACUCGGCCAAUGACAGCCUCGGGAAAGUGGACAUUAGGCCAUGGCUCUUCUCCAAGAGAAAAGGGUUCAAGAAAAUGGUGGUGGACUCAACAAAGGUAGACAUCUAUUGGGACUUAUCCUCUGCCAAAUUCGGGUCAAGCCCCGAGCCCUUAGAGGGGUUCUAUCUGGCCAUAGCAAUAAACCAAGAACUAUGCCUUCUUCUCGGAGAUUCACAGACUGAAGCCUACAAGAAGAUUGAUCCAUCACCAUUUGCACCAAAGGCCAGUUUUCUCGCUCGAAAAGAGCACAUUUUUGGGAAGAGAUUGUACAAUUCAAAGGCGCAGUUUUGUGGGAAGGGGCGUUUGCAUGAUAUAAGGAUUGAGUUUGAUCCAAAUGAGAGAUGUGGCAAGUGUUUGACUAUGCUUGUAGAUAGGAAGGUAGUGUUGCAGGUGACUCACCUUCAGUGGAAGUUUAGGGGCAACCAAACCAUCCUUGUGGAUGGAGUUUGUGUUGAGGUGUAUUGGGAUGUCCACGGCUGGCUCUUCGACAGCGCCAUCUUCUUGUUCCGAACACACGUGCCGGUCGCCAAGGCCGGGCCGUUGGAGGGACUUAGUCAUGGUUUUUCACUUGUGUUGUGUGCUUGGAAGAGUGAAUAG
This is a messenger RNA of Salvia hispanica, 825 nucleotides long. RefSeq lists its product as uncharacterized. The record is from RefSeq and is a predicted model, not a curated record. Lineage: Eukaryota; Viridiplantae; Streptophyta; Magnoliopsida; Lamiales; Lamiaceae.